Molecule: messenger RNA, 1063 nt
Organism: Chlorocebus sabaeus (green monkey)
Lineage: Eukaryota; Metazoa; Chordata; Mammalia; Primates; Cercopithecidae
Gene: LEUTX
Product: leucine twenty homeobox
Biological process (GO): regulation of transcription by RNA polymerase II
Cellular component (GO): nucleus
Molecular function (GO): RNA polymerase II cis-regulatory region sequence-specific DNA binding; DNA-binding transcription factor activity, RNA polymerase II-specific
Source: RefSeq, a predicted model, not a curated record
UCCCUCUUUUUCUCUGAAUUUUUUUUAAUGAAAGCCUUUUGUCUGUUCCUUCUGCAGAAAGGCCAAGGCGAGAGCGUAGGCAACGCACAAGAUUUCUCUCCAAACAACUCACAGCAUUGAGAGAAGUGCUUGCAAAGACCAUGCACCCAAGUUUGGUUACCAUGGGGAAACUGGCUUCAGUGCUACAACUUGAUCUAUCCGUAGUAAAGAUUUGGUUCAAGAACCAACGCGCCAAAUGGAAGAGGCAGCAGCGGCAGCGAAUGCAGCCAUGGCCAUCACUGGGACCAUCAAACCAGACCCUUUCAGUGAAGGAGGAGGAGACUCCCUCAGCUAUAACUACUGCAAACAUUCGUCCAGUAAGUCCCGGAAUCUCUGAUGCAAAUGACCAUGAUCUCCAUGAGCCUUCUGAUAUCAAGAAUCCUGGAGGAGCCGGCGCCUCUGUGAGGGAUUCAUCCUGGGACUCUCAGGCACAUGACGUUGAACAGAUAUGUCUGGGGGUUUCAAAUCCUCCUUGGGCCUCCACUGUCUGUGAAAUAGAUGAAUUUGUAAAGAUCUACGACUUGCCAGGGGAAGAUGACACCAGCAGCCUAAAUCAGUAUCUUUUUCCAGUAUGCCUUGAGUAUGACCAGCUCCAAUCUUCAGCAUAACUUCUUACACAUAGCUUCUAGGGGAGGUCUGUGAUGUGAUCCACUGAAACAUAUUUCCAAACAUCUUUAAUGGGUUGAGCCCAGUCUAAGUAGAUCCAGGGCUGGGAAUUUAUCUUUUUCUGUUAAAAAAAAAAAAAAAAAACCAACAAUAAAGGACCUCCCCUACCUUUCAUCACUGCCUGCAUUUUCUGAACUCCAUUUGAGUGCCUUCUCACCCAAAUUUCAGCAUUAAAGAGUGUCAUCGGAGAAGGGACGCCAGGAACACAUAGGAGGUUCCUGACUCUGAUGCGCUGAAUAAACAUCUAUGCCUGGAUCAUUUGUCUCUGGAAGAAAGUCAGAAGUGAGUUGGGAGACUCUUACACACCAGGCAACUAAGAAAAUGUCUCAUCAGGCCAGGCGCGGGGGCUCACGCUUGU